Molecule: messenger RNA, 1392 nt
Organism: Opisthocomus hoazin
Lineage: Eukaryota; Metazoa; Chordata; Aves; Opisthocomiformes; Opisthocomidae
Source: RefSeq, a predicted model, not a curated record
AUGAACCUGCUCCUGGGCACUGUCCUGCUGCUCCUGGGGCUGCCCGGGGGAGAGCUGACCUUAGAUUUUGGGGUUUCCCCCCCAUUUCCCCACCAGCUCUUCUUCCAGACGCUGCCCGGGGACAGGAGAGCUGUGACAGCCGGCCUGAGGGUGCUGCUCCUGAACAUCAGCAGGGCCGUUGCCCACGAUGUCCUCAUCGCCUUUUCCCCCAUGGAGGACCCCAGGGUGCUGAAUGCGACAGAGCAAGGGAAGGCAGCCCACAUCCACCUCCCCAGGGAGACAUUCCGGUUCCUGAGCAGCCAGACAGCGCGCGUGGUGGUGACGGUCCUCAACAUCCAGCAGCUCGGCAUGUUCAAGGUACGAGCUGGCACUGCUGGCAUCCCUCCGGCCGCCAGGCACGCAGGAGGCUGGAGCAGUGGUGGAUGCUCCAUACAGCGCGGGGACGAGAGGACAGUCUGCUUCUGUGACCAUCUCACCUUCUUCUCCCUCCUCCUGGGGACAAGCCCAGGUCUGGACAGGUCCACAGCAGAAGCCUUGUUGGCUGUUGCCACCACUGGCUGCGGGGUAGCCAUGGCUUUCUCCAUCUUCACCAUCGCCUUCUGCAUCUUCUUCAGGUGGAGGUUCAGGUCCGAGGAGACCCUCCGCACCAACCUGGGGCUGCACAUGAACCUUGUGGGCAGCCUGCUCCUCCUCAACCUGGCCUUCCUGCUCAACAGCGGGCUCUUCACUGGGACGCAGCCGGGGACCUGCAAGGUGCUGGCGGGGCUCACCCACUACUGCCUGCUCUGCUGCUUCACCUGGAUGGCUCUGGAGGGCUGCCACCUCUACCUCCUCUUCGUCAAGGUCCUCGGCACCUACAUCCGCACCUACCUGGUGAAGCUGUGCCUGGUCGGCUGGGGCUUCCCCGCUCUCGUCGUAGGGGUAGCAGGAGCCAUCGACUAUGGAGAAUACGAGAUCCAGACCACGGACCACCAGGUCAUAGCCCGCCUGUGCUGGAUCAUUUCCGGGCAUCUCCUGGUCCACCACAUCACCAACUGCGGCUACUUCGGCCUCAUCUUUCUCUUCAACAUGACUGUCUUCGGGGUGGUGACCCAGAAGAGCUGCUGCCUGCAGGGCACGGGCGUGGUGCAGAGUGACCGCAGGGCCUGGAAGGUGGCCUUGGUGGCCAUGGGGCUCUUCUGCCUGCUGGGAGCCACCUGGGCCCUGGCGUUCCUCACCUACGGCACCUCCUCCGUGCCCAUGCUCUACCUUUUCACCAUCCUCAACUCCCUCCAAGGAACCUUCAUAUUCAUCUGGCUCGUCGUCCUCUACUACCCGAAGAUGAAGGACACCACUGGCUCCCUCUCCCACAUCGUCAGACAUGACAAAACCAACACGGUCUCCCAGGAGUAG